AUGGAAGAUGCUUGUGAUCGUUGUAUCGCAAUUCUGCAGCUUCAAGGCUUGGUCGCAGCUGCGUCAUUUGCGGUGUGUCUAUUCACCUGGUGCAAGCUCAGGCACUGCUGCGACUUGACAGAGUCGUUACAGCAGGAUGAGAGCUCUGACAACAUGUGCACGUCCAGCGCGACGACGCCUAACAAAUCUGCUGUGUCGAGCGCGGUCUACGCUGCCGAUGACAUGGCACUCGUAGAGCACCUCCUCCGACUGCGUAGCGAAACAGCGUCCGCAGACAUCAGGCGAAAAAUUGGGAAACAUGCCAACGCCUACGCUGACAAAACUGAACAGUGUAAUUCGGCACUGUCGUACGAAUUCGCCGGUAUUUACGGAUCGGAUAAAGUGCAGCAGGCUGACGCCUCCAGGAUCUUAUCAGCUCUUGGAAAAAUAGCAAACCUGAGGCACAUGGAUAUGCUCGUUCUCCUCAAAGGCAUUGAUCCAUUGGUGUUAAAAGCGUUCGAGCCAUUAACUGUACUCUCCGUGCUGUGCAUUAUGUUGGCGGAAGGAGGGGCGCCGGAACCAGCUGAUAUACUCACAUUUUUCACCGAACACGAGAUCGAUAUCCCAACCGCCCUGGGCGCAGCGACAACCAUAAACUGCUUGAUUGGGCGAUCCAACAUAAGCGCAUCCGAGGUGAUGGAAGCCGUGGACGCCGUUAACUCCGCCGCCGUCAGGCGUUCAUCGCGGAUUAGAAGAAUUAAAAAAUCACCAUGA
Molecule: messenger RNA, 753 nt
Organism: Babesia bigemina
Lineage: Eukaryota; Apicomplexa; Aconoidasida; Piroplasmida; Babesiidae
Exons: 5
Coding region: 1-753 (250 amino acids)
Source: RefSeq, a predicted model, not a curated record